Fonsecaea multimorphosa CBS 102226 is the source of this 795-nucleotide messenger RNA. RefSeq lists its product as uncharacterized. The transcript is spliced from 4 exons. Lineage: Eukaryota; Fungi; Ascomycota; Eurotiomycetes; Chaetothyriales; Herpotrichiellaceae. The coding region runs from base 1 to 795 and encodes 264 amino acids. The record is from RefSeq and is a predicted model, not a curated record.
AUGGCGACUGAUUUCAACUCCCAAUACGUCAAUGCCAAUUUGUCAAAGGAUGCCACUCCAUACGACAGCGAGAUCUUCGCCGGGUGGGCCGCCCGACUACAGCAAGCCUUACAAUCCUACACGCCUGGGCUCUCGUACGGAAUCCUGACUGCGAUGCUCUGCGCCCAGCGACGUGGUGAUGCUGCCGGGCCGCUAUUUGAUGACGCGCUCAAGGCCGAAGGUGAAGAGCGUGUACUGGGACUAUUCUCAGUGGUGCGUGAAUCCGUCACUGUGGCCCUGGGAUUCGUGGGACUCCCGAAUACCAUGCCAGCGAAUUUCGGAUUGAUUGCGCAGCUCAAGAAGCGCAAUAUCGCCGAAGUGCCACUGAAACCAAGAGCCGGAUUCCAAGAGGCCGAUUACGGGGAACUCGGCAAUGCGACGCUGAAACGCGUCUAUCGCGGUGUUGGGAACCCAGAAGUCGCUCAGAUGGUCGCUCAAUACCUGCCAGAUCUAGCGUAUCUCGGUACAACGGCGAUUUUCGGCUAUGCGAUGGGUGCGUGCAACACUCUGCCCCUGAAAGAGUGCGAGAUCGUCGUUACUUCUGCGAUCAUUGCCUUGGGGGCACUACGACAGGCGCGUAGCCAUGGUAAAGCAUCCAUGCAACUUGGAAUCGCGCCAGCACUGUUGGAGACCAUCGACACCAUCGCACAUGAAGUGGCGCAAUGGAAUCAGAACCCGUUGUCGGAGAAGCUGGACGUUCCUCAGCUCGUUAAAGAGCUCGACGCAGAGCUUGCGGAAUUGGAAUCCACCGGUUGA